Messenger RNA from Pogona vitticeps (central bearded dragon), 1346 nucleotides. The record is from RefSeq and is a predicted model, not a curated record. NCBI's taxonomy places the organism in Eukaryota, Metazoa, Chordata, Lepidosauria, Squamata, Agamidae.
AUGAAUCCGCUUGACGGUACAGAUGAAAAGGUAAUUAUUGAGAUCCUGUCCAGUCAUUCGUCAGAUCAGAGGCAACAAAAGGAGAAGUAUAAGGCCGUGUAUGGCAAGGGUCUGGAAGAAGUGCUAAAAGGAGAACUGAGUGGGAAUUUUGAGAAGACAGCACUGGCCCUUCUGGACCAGCCAUGGGAAUAUGAUGCCCACGAGCUUCGGAACGCAAUGAAGGGGGCAGGGACUAAUGAAACAGUAAUGAUCGAGAUCCUCUGCACAUGGGCCAAUGAGCAAAUUGUAUCCAUAAAGAACACCUACCAAGAGUAAGUGAGAACUUUCAAGAACUACAAAGUCUUUGAUAGGUAUCUGGAAUCUGAUGUCAAAAGGGAUACAAAUGGAUCACCGAGGAAGCUGACAGGUAAAGACAUAGGUGUCAUUAAGAGUGAAACAUCGGGGGACCUCAAGAUGGUAUAUCUAACUCUUGUGAGAUGCGCCAAGGACUGCCAAGCUUAUUUUGCCACUCGUAUACAUAAAUCCAUGAAGGGAACAGGAACUGACAAGGAGACUUUAAUUCGGAUCCUGGUGACAAGGGCUGAGGUUGACCUUCUGUCAAUUAAAGAAAAGUUCCAGCAAAUGUAUAAGAAGUCCCUGGCUGAGGCCAUCAAAUCUGACACAUCAGGAGAUUUUAAGAAGCUGCUGGUUGCAUUGCUGCAUUAAAUCUCAACCCUGCUUGAUUCCUGUAUAAAAAGUGUUCUCACCAUUUUUUCUUUUCUUUUCAAAGGACGCUGGUUUCUUGUUCUUUGCAGGCAUGGAUCAUUUAAUGAGCAAAUUUGCGGACUUUGUGAGUGUCAGAUUUAUGACAGGGUAUCACCUUGCAUGUCCUUCCAUCAUUUUCUUUACCUUUUUUUAAAGCUGUCAUAUUUCUUUAUGUGUAACCUGGAUAGGAUACGAUUUAAACCCUGAAAAGAAAUUCACGGUCAGCAAUUUGCUCUGUAAAAAGUAAUCUGAUUGCACAGACACUCAUUUUUGGUUCCUUCCUUAUUAUUUCAGAAAAUUGUGUACUUUAUAAAAGAUACCCAAAGCAAGGAAUGAAGUGAGCAAAAUAUUUAAUUUCACCAUUCCCCUUUUCCAGUACACUGAGCCUUCAAACAAGAUGGCCGCUGUUUCCAUAUGCUUGAUUGGUGUUCACUUUCUGCAUUAUUUAUAAUUUCAAUAAUAACAUGGUAUAUCUCACCACUGUGGUGCCCAGGUUUCCUUUGGGCCUCUUUCACACACAGACUGAUUUGGUCAUGCUGGCUGGGAUAUUCUGGCUGUUUACACUCAAGAAAAGUAGUACAAUAGGGCCCUCAUAUCCACAG